GACACUCCCGACUGUCGGUAAUUUUACAUUUCAUUCUUCUGCCUUCUACUUAAUAAUAGUGCUUUGUCGCCAUUGUCAUUUGAUUUAUGCUAGUUAACAGAUUUAUUUAAAAAUGAGUUCAAGUGAAGAAGAUUAUCAGGGAUUUUCCAUAACAAUGGACAAAUCGCAGCAGGCCUCUACAAGUUCCCAUGGGAAAAACGAUACAGAUACACCCACAAAAAAAAGAAAAUAUCGUGACGAGUUAAGUGUGGACGAAAAACAAAAAGUUUUCAAAAGGAAGUUCCAUUCAGAUUGGAAAAAUGAGGAAGAAUUUAAAGGGUGGCUCUGUGAAGUGCCAAAUGAACAAGGAAAAUUCAAAUGUCAAUUGUGCAAUUGUAUUCUUUCACUAAGAGCUGGAAAACAGGAAGUAGUUAAGCAUGCUAAUUCAAAAAAGCAUUUAGCUAAAAUCAAUGCGAGAAAAUCGACACCAUCGGUUAAAAGCAUGUUUCAAGAAUCCCAGACAGCAACUUCAAUAAAGGACGAAAUUGCGACAGCCGAGAUUCGUAUUAGUGCUUUUUUCGCAGAACACAAUAUUGCUGUUUCUGUAGCCGAUGAUCUCGUAGAUUUAAUUAAAGUCACCUGCAACAAACCUGAUGUUGUUAAAGGAAUAUCACUUGCAAGAACAAAAACAACGAAAGUGAUAAAUAAUGUAUUAUGCAAAGUUGAAACAAGUGAACUAAUUUCAAUCUUGAAGGUAAUUAAGUUUAGCAUUUUAGUAGAUGAAAGCACAGACUUAAGUAUGGAUAAAUACCUAUGUAUUUUAGUGAGAUAUGUUUGUCCCGAAUCAGGUAAUUUAAUGACUAAAUUACUUAAAAUGUUGAAAUUAGAAGCAACUGAUACCACAGCAGAAAAUAUUUACAGACAGUUUAAACAAUUUUUCAAGGCAUGCGAUAUUCCUUUAACUAACAUUAUUGGGUUAGCUUCUGACGGAGCGAAUGUAAUGUUGGGUAAGCACAAUUCCUUUAUGACAAGAUUGAUGGCUGAUACAAAAGUAUUAGUUGUUUUGAAAUGUAUUUGCCAUAGUGCAGCUAUAAUAGCAAGUACUGCAUGCAAUGUUUUACCUGCAGCUCCUGAGGAUUUAUUACGGGCCUUAAGCUCAUAUGUGUCCGCUAGUGGUAAACGAUCUGCUCAGCUAGCCGAAUUACAGGAGUAUCUGAAUAAUUCUAAAAAAAAAAUUUUAAAACUGUCUUCAACAAGGUGGCUGUGCCUGCAUCAGUGUAUUGAAAGGGUUUUAGAAAUGUGGUCUACUUUGCAGCACUUUUUUCUACUGGCCUCUACUGAGGACCAUCUUAAACAAACGAAAUUCAUAUUAGAUGCUUUGAAUUGUAGCGAGACCAAGGCCUACCUUUUAUUUUUGAAAUAUGUUCUUAAUUUUCUGAACUCUUUUAAUGCGCUGUUUCAGGCCAAAACAGUCCUUAUCCAUCAAUUAGGAGCAGAAAGCAGACGUAUUUACUUCAAAUUUUGUAAUAACUUUAUAAAACCAAGUGAAAUCAAAAUUGAUGUUAACUGCAAUCUCCCAAUUAAUUUUGUAGAUAUAUGGAAAGUUUAUUUAGGGUCUGACUGUGAAAAUUUCAUUUUAAAUUUAGAAGUAGAUGUACAAAAAAAAAUUAGAUUGAAAUGUUUAGAAUUUUAUUCAGUUUGUUGUAGAGAAAUGCAGAAUCGUUUACCGAUGCAAGAUAUCUUUUUUAAUGAAUUAUUGUUUAUAACACCAAAGAUUGCUUUGUCAUUAGAAAGGCCUGAGGAAUGCCAACAAAUUUCGGCGGUUAUUUCAAAAUUUCAGGCGAUUUUAGAUAAAAAAAAAUGAAAUAGAAACAGAGUGGCGAAAUAUUCAAUUUCACUUCAGUGAUGAAGAGAAAAUGGAAUUAUUGGAGUUGCCGAUUUCCAAAUUUUGGCAUAGAAUAAGAGAAACCAAAGAUUUUAGUGACAAAAGUAUAUUUAUCAAUAUUGCUACUUUAGCAUUACUUGUACUUUCGCUGCCACACUCAAAUGCAGGAGCUGAAAGGGUAUUUUCAAUAAUGAAUGAUGUGAAAACAAAAAAGCGGAAUAGACUUCAAGAAAAUACAUUGAAUUCUCUUUGUGUAUUGCGUAGCCAUUUUCAAGAGACUGGAACAAAUGCUGCAAAAAUGUGUGUCAAUGAAAAACAUUUAGAUUUGAUGAAAUCAAAAAAUUUAUAUUGCUAAUAAGGUAUUAUGUUGUGUUUUGAACUUCUGUUCUGUUAUACCUAUGAAAUGAAUAGGUAAUUUUUAAUUUUACUAUAUUAUUUUUUAUUCAUUAAACGUUUAAAUUUGAUAAAAUCAAAAAAUUUAUAUACCUAAUUAGGUAUUAUGUUGUGUUCUGAACUUUAUCUAUAUUAUUUUUUAUCCAUUAAACAUUUGUUGAUUAUGUUGAA
Messenger RNA from Harmonia axyridis, 2428 nucleotides. Its product is annotated as protein FAM200A-like. The record is from RefSeq and is a predicted model, not a curated record. The transcript is spliced from 3 exons. The coding region runs from base 113 to 1843 and encodes 576 amino acids. NCBI's taxonomy places the organism in Eukaryota, Metazoa, Arthropoda, Insecta, Coleoptera, Coccinellidae.